Molecule: messenger RNA, 6968 nt
Organism: Cryptotermes secundus
Lineage: Eukaryota; Metazoa; Arthropoda; Insecta; Blattodea; Kalotermitidae
Product: zinc finger protein 608
Exons: 7
Coding region: 1102-5265 (1387 amino acids)
Biological process (GO): regulation of transcription by RNA polymerase II
Cellular component (GO): nucleus
Source: RefSeq, a predicted model, not a curated record
GAUGAUAACCAAGCUGAGCGCAGCGGAGGCCGCGCCAUGUGUAUAGAGAGUAUAGCAGGGAAGCGGGCGGGCAUAGUGAGAAAGUGCAGUGUCCGCCAUUGAAUGGGAAGCUGUGGUGUUUCAUUUUUAUAGACAUUCCUUUUUAUUGGAUAUCGUGGUGUAAAUGGAGCCCCAAGAAUCUUGCAAACGGAGGUUGGUGUUUGUUCGCUUUGCAAUUAUUCGUAGCAUUUUGUACUUAGCACCAGUAGUUGCUUCGCCCAAUAAGAAGGUAAUACUCGGUUCCUGAGGUUUCUAUGUACCUUGUUUCAGGUGUUGUGUGUGUUUCUGUAUGUAAAGACCCGGUGAGUUACAUGUUUGGUGUAUCGCUUGCUGUCUCGGUGUUUCAAGCGGCCAUUUCUGGAAACACGCAUUUACCCUGCCGCGUCGCUUUGUCGUCUUUGUUUAGUGAAGCCUCGUAAGGAGAGUGGUGGUGUGAUGCCACAUGUUUUAACAAUUGAGUGAUGUGAUGUGCUUGGAAAGUAGUGUUUGAAAGUAAGAUUUAAGUCGGGUCAGCAAAUUAAUUUUUGAGUGUAUUCUGUGCUGACGUGUGGGUUACACCCGCCGGACACAAUGGAAUGCUGUUCCAUCGCAGUUACGUUGUCGUGUUUAUUGGCUGUGCUGUUUAGUAUUGAAAGUUACCAUUCCUAAUCAGUACGAGUGCAGUGACAAAACUAAACUUCUGGGAUGUGUAAUGACUGACUACGCCCGAAGCUUGGAUUCCUCUGCAGUCUCUCCUAGUCACGGAUUUCUGCGUGCGGGUACAAUUUGAAGACCUAGACAGGAACGUUUCGUCUAUAAUAAUAGACGAAAAAAGGACAUCUUCAAGAAGCAUCCCACGGUACUUCAAGCUUAUAUCAGAGGGUAAAAUGACUAAUGGUCCAAGGAGGUAACUCGGCGCAUUGCCAGUAAGACUUCAAAUUAGAGGGUGCUUGGAUCAAAUACCGGGGUCUGCUCUUCGUAUAUAUCGUCAGCCUCUCCAGGGGCUAAGAUGUUGGUGGCCGGCGGGCCGUGCGGGCCUGGUCAACCCUCACACCACGGCUCGCCACGGACCCGGCUCUGCGGAUGGCUGCCCCAAUGAGAGACAACCCGCUGGACGGCGGCCACCGAUCGAAGGUGGCAGACCCCAGGACGACGGCGGCGGCGGCGAAGGCGGAAUCGGCAGCUUCCAACUUCGAGUACGAUGAUAACGAAUGGGACAUUGGGAUAGGCGAUCUUAUUAUAGACUUGGAUGCUGAUAUAGAGAAAACGAACGAGAAGAGCGGGGGGGUGGGGUCAGGGGGCACCACCGCCAACAGUAACAACUCGGGGAUGUCUUCUGCAACGAGUGGUACCGGCAACAAGACCGGGAAGAUGGCAGUCGAACACUCUGCCACAGUGGAUAAGGGACUCAAGAUGAAGAUAAAGCGGACCAAACCUGGUACAAAGACCUGUGAAGCGAAACAUGAGAUUGUGAAGCCUGGUGAACAGAACGGAGGUGAAGCUGGUGCAGGGGAUGGCAGUAAGGGGAAGCAUCCACCGCCUUCUGGUGUCAGUGGGGGUGGGCUGAGUGCAGGCAGCGGUAGCAGUGGCAGUAAUAGCCUUAGCACCGGCACUGGUAGUUGCAGUGGCAGUGGUAGUGGCAGUGGCAGUAAUGGAGGUGGGAGUAAUAGCAGUAGCAAGCGAGGUUCGAGUGGACACCGCAGGGACAAGGCGAGGGACAAACACGGGGGGACAGAUAAGACAGUGAGCAAACCGACACCAUCUCCUGCACCAUCUCAAACCGUCUCCACAGCUCCGGAUGUGAACGGUGUAGUGCGACCGGCGGUGUCGACAGUCACAACGGCCAUGCCUCAGGCUGUUCAGCAGCCACCUCAGCAGGCGUCGGCACCACCCCAAGCACAACCACCGCCACCACAACAGCAGCGGGUGGUGUUUCCUGUGUCAUCGGGUCCAGGGCCCCCUGCGCCCAUCGCCCCUAAUGCACCAGGCCCACCUUCUGUGGCAGCCACGGCACCAGCCGCCGUUGUCUCGGCCACCACCAAACCAGAAGCACCCAAGAUUCUGGUUUCUGCAUCAGCAGCCGCUGGGCCGGUGGAGGAGAACAGACCCACUUCUCCACCUCCGCCAAAAAAGAUAAAGACUUCUACAGAACCUAAGGACAUGUUGGAUGUGUGCGUCGGGACGAGCGUUGGAACCAUCACGGAGCCUGACUGUCUGGGGCCCUGCGAGCCUGGCACCAGUGUUACUCUGGAAGGCAUUGUAUGGCAUGAGACUGAGGGCGGCGUCCUGGUGGUGAAUGUGACAUGGCGAGGGAAGACUUAUGUAGGCACACUCCUAGACUGUACCAGGCAUGACUGGGCUCCACCAAGGUUCUGUGAUUCACCUACAAGUGAUCUGGAUGCCAGGAUGCCUAAGGGUCGAGGGAAGCGUGGCAGAGCAGCAGCCAUUACAAAUCCUGGAGGGGACCUCAGUAAUUUCACAGAGACACGAUCAUCUGUGCAUAGCAAAUUGCGAAAUGGUGGCGCCAAGGGUCGUCGUGGAGGUGCAGGUUCAUCUAGUUCAGGUGCAACAGCUGGAACUGGAUCACCUACACCAUUUGCACCACCUCGGCCAGAGUCUAACAGUAAAAGAAAGGGGCGAGUGCCUGACGAGGAAGCUCUUGGAGCAGCGAAAAAGAAUAGAAGCACUCCUGUGUCAGGAAGCAAUAGUCCCCCUUCCUCUCCUGUGCUACUUGAGUGUCCAGAACCAAACUGUUCGAAGAAGUACAAGCAUAUCAAUGGACUUAAGUACCACCAGUCACAUGCACAUGGGUCUGCAGAAGAUGAAGACACAAAAGAUGCUGCAAGCUUAUCAGAAAAUGAUGAAAGUAAUGCUGAAGCACCAAGCCCAGCUCUCUCAGUCAAAUCUCCUGAAAAGUUGACUGAUCAACAACCACCACAGCAACAACAGCAACAGCGUAAGGAUGAGAUCACGAAUCAAAGUCCUUUGCAGAUUCCUUCAAGUGGACUUCAGUCAGCACCUCAUUCCACACCGUCGAAUGUUCCAGAACAACCAAGUCAACCAAUUCUGAACAAAAGUGGGUUGGUUUCGUCGCCAACUCCGCACUUGCCAUCAGGGGCUUUAAACCAAGUCCCUUCUGCUCCUCCAGAACUAGUCCCAGCUCCAGUUGCAUCAGCAGGUUCCCUUCUGAACCCUGAUACAAAAAAUGUAGUAAAGCCUGGUGUUCUUCGUUUUGGACCACCUGUUGAAGACUUCUCUGUAGGCAUGUUUUGUAGCAACAAGCAGAUUUUACCAACAACUCCCGUGGCAAGCAGCAGCACACCAGUGUCAACGAUCAGAGCUGUCAGUGUGGCUGUGGCACCAAGCCAGCCUCAGCUUCAACCUCAACCCCAGCCCCAGACACAGGUUUCUUCUUUACAACAGCCUCAGGCACAACCUCAGACUCAACCUCAAACACUGCCUCAGCCUCAGGCCCUUCCGCUGCAACAGACCCUUCCUCUUCCACACUCACAAUUGCCUGUAACUAAUAAGCCUCCUCCACCUCAGUUCAAGGUGAAACCAACUGCUUCGCUUAUGCCUGACGACAAGAAGAAAUUGCAGGGCCACAAGAAGAAGAACCGCAAGUCUCCUGCUGGCAGUCCACAUCCACAACCUGAACAGCCUUCUUUUGGCGUGGAUGCUGUGGGUCGUGAAGAUGUACAAAGCCCUGCCUAUUCAGACAUAUCAGAUGAUACAGCUCCAGUGUUGGAAUCUGAAGUUGGUGAUGGGAAGAGCAAGGGUCAGAAUGGAGACAAAAAGGGAGAAGUAGGUCAGGGACCUUCUCCACAUUCUAUGCCACAUUAUGGCAUAUAUCCGUUCUAUGGCCAACCACCCUAUCUUGUUCCAUCUGUGCAGCAGGAUAGUAAACCAAAGGAGAACAAUGAAAAACUAAUAGAAAACAAAGGCAUGGAAAAGGAUAAGAAAGAUUGUGCAAAUAAUGGUGACUAUCAACAGAAGUUGUUACAGCCACACUACUAUCCAUAUGGCUACAUGCCAAGCUAUGCUUACAAUCUGGAACCAAGUUACCCUGUUGCUGUCAUGCCUUCCGAAGACAAAGGAAAAGAACCCAUUGGUAAGGAUGAUAAGAGCCCUAGCCCCUCAGACCAUGGGAAGCCUAUUCCUGCAUCUCCAAGCCCACUCCAGGUACCCAAUCCUUCCAAAGUGAAGGUAGAACCUGUAUCAGGUGUGAAGGACAAGCAUCAGAAUGAAAACCAUCAAAUACUGAAAGAAAGUAUUGAAAUGAAGAAUCAGAUGAGCCCAUAUCUGUAUUCACGUCAACAACAGCAACAACAGCAGCAGCAGCAGCAGCAACAACAACAACAGCAACAGCAGCAGCAGCAACAGCAACCAGAAGAGUUGCGGAGGUAUUAUUUGUAUCCUGAUCAGCAGCGACGUAAAGAGCCGCAAGUCCAACCAGAACCAUUACCCAAACCAAGUGCACCUCCCCCCAAAACAACAUUGCCAAGCCCAAGUCACAAGCAUAAAGAUAAACCUUCAGAAGAGAAGAAGGAGGAUAAGGUGAAACAGGAAGGAGUGAAACCUACAAUGGAGACACAGGGUCCGCCACCACCACCAACAUCCUCUUAUGCCUAUAUCCAUCCAAGUUACAUGCAGUCACCUCAUUACGGUGCAUUACCAUUUGAUCCUGGCCACCCCAUGUAUCGAAGCAUCAAUCCCAUGCUAGUUCCAGGAUAUGGGACAAAUCCAUAUCUCCACCCCCAGAUACCCCGUUACCACGCGCCAGAAGAUCUAUCACGCCCACCUUCAGGGCCUACCAAAGCAUUGGAUUUGCUGCAGCAUCAUGCUAACCAGUACUAUUCGUCACACAAAAUCCACGAGCUUCAGGAACGUGCGCUCAAAUCUCCCACACCUAAGACUGCUUCAGCAAGUGCAUCACCGUCAGGAGCAGGAGGUCCACCCGUAGGGACAGCUCCAGGACAAGGUGUACCUCAAGGGCCUCCUGUUUCUGUGGCAGGUGGUGGACCAGGAGGGACUGCACCUCCAGGGAAGCAGGUGCCUGGUGACGGAAAGGAGACAAGAUCUCCUCCUCCCCAACGUCAUGUGCACACGCACCAUCAUACCCAUGUCGGGUUGGGUUACCCCAUUCUGGCAGGCCAGUAUCCUGCACCUUAUGGAGCGGCUGUGCUAGCGAGCCAGCAGGCAGCGGCUGUGGCCGCCACAGUCAUCAAUCCGUACCCACCAAAAUGAAGUGCGCCUAGUGUAACACUCAAACCCUGCAUUGUGCGUGUGCUUGUGCGAAUGUACGAUGAUAUAGCGUGUAAACAUAGUGAUGUGAAGGCCAGGCCUCCGAAAUGUUGGACAAAAUACUGAAGAAGAGUAGAAUGGUGCAAGAUCCUCAGUUGUUGCUCCUUCAGAAUGAAUAAUUAUGAAAUGCAAAUAUUAACACUGAUGUUGGUUGCAUAUGAGGAUUGAAACUUUGGAAACUGAAGUUAAGUGUACCAUAGAAGUAGAGCUUGGAAAAGUUCUCUUUUCUUAAUAAAGAAUGUGUUAUGUCUUGUUUCAAAUUAUAGCAUAGCAGACAUUAGCUUUUGUGCUCAUCGGAAGGUCCCUGAUUGUAUGAACCAUUCCAAGUGCGUUUCUGUGUUAAUAAUGACACAGUUGAAAUCUUGAGAUUUUCUUGCAUACUGGAUGAAUGUUUUGCAGUUAUCUAUAGCUAUAAUAAAACAUAUUAAUCUUUUGUGUAUAUAGUGUAAAGACACAUUUCAUUGUCUUUUUGGAGUCAUAGUUUAUGUAGACAGUGCAAGAAAUUUAAGCUCCAUGUGAAUUUUAAUGUUUUUGAAUUACUAGAGAAGUGGCAGAAUGUUUAUUAUCAUGAUCAUCAUCAUUUAUGUUAAUGAAAGAUGCAUUUCAUUAAUUGGUUAAUAUCUUCCUUAAAUCACCUGUCCAUUCCAGUUUUAGUGGAAUGUGAUGUACAGUAAUUACAAAUCAAAUUAUAUUAUAUAGGAGAUGAGAUAUAGCUGUACCUUAUAUUUGCUUAGGAUAAUAACAAAGCAAAAGAAAUUGUUUGCUGUUGUUAAUUUAGUUUCCUGUCUCUUUUGUGUUCAGCAGAAUACCCACCUGCCCAGAGUACACUGAGGUUAAAGAAGUGUUAACUGGGGGACAUGACAUAUACACACAAACUGUUGCUGGUAGAACCAUCUGUUUUUGCCUAACUUAAUCUACUUGUCAGUAUUUAGACACUUGUAGAAUAGUAAAGCACUAUAUCACACAAUGUCACACGGAAACUCAAAACUACUGGCAUCUCGAUCUCGCAUAUAUAUAGACAUACAUAUAUAAUAUAUUGGAUUACAGUUUUGUAAUAAUAAAGCCAGAAGGCCAAAAAGUGAUGUGAUCCACUUCACAUGAAGUCAGUCCAUUCUGUUGAAAGUGGUCUUCAUCAACAAAAUUCCAGUUAUCAUUGAAUGUGUUGCAGCUGAUAUUUAACAACAAUUUGGAGUAUCAGAGAGAAAGAAACCAGUGACCUAAGCACAUGUGGACUGUGGUGAUAAUUGCAUUGCUAAUUGGUGCAAGUUUGUAUUGAUUUCAGGCUGCACAUAGCAUGUAUUUAUUUUAGAAAGUUAUUUUGUUGAUGAUGAUUAUCUUAUUAACCUUCCUUUUCCUGUUCAAAUUGUACAGUUUAAGAGAAGUUUGAAGUGACUGAGAGACAAUCUGGAUACUUUGGUUUCUCUUAACAAUAAACAUGAAAUGAUAGAAAUAUUCAGGGAUUAUUUGCUUUUUAAAUGUAUUUUGCAGCCUAAUUUAUGUCUUGACUAAUGAAAAUUGUGUACAAUACUUUACAGUUAAGAAGUGCUUGUAAAAACGUGCCUUAACAUUUUAAUUAGGUGUUGUUGUUUGUGAUAAUUCCAGCAAAGAACUUAUUAAAAUGCUUGAUGUGUUUAUCUUACAUUGGA